AUGCAGCCGAAAUGGCGGCCCAAGUCGCUAUCCUAUCCUGCGAUCGUGCUUGCGGUGAUGAUCAAUAUUCUCGAGGCGGCCUCGAUCGGUCUUUUGGUCUUCCCCGCAGGCGGUGUGUUUGAGGGUCUGCAGGCCGAGGGUAUCGCCAUGUUCACUGCGUCGACGCUCUUUUCGCAGAUCGUGCUUAUUAUGGGAGGAACAAACUUCUCGCAGGCACAGGGAUUCAUGCUCAUCGAGGUCCUGCCGUUUAUGGAGACCAUGGCGAAUAAGCUUGCGGGGGAAAUUCCCGACGACCGCACGGCGCUUUUGGCGACUGUGGUCACAUCGUACGUUCUCUCGUCGCUCGUGCUCGGAGUACUGCUGCUCGCUCUCGGCUUUUUCGAGCUCGACCGCUGGAUCGCCUACUUCCCGAAUACGGUGCUGAUCGGCGCGCUGGGCGCCAUUGGCUUAUCGCUCUUUAUCUCGGGCUUCCAAGUGACGCAGCGCCAGACAUUCGAGUGGAGCCUGUCCUACUUUCACAAGCUCUUUGUCACGGAAACGAUGCCAGUAACAGUGGCAUCGCUGGUGCUUGGCAUUUUGCUCUGCUGUCUCGUGCGCAUUAAGCCCCGGAGUGGCACGACACGCCCGCUAUGGAAGUCGUCGUGGGUGCGCCGCAUCGAGUGGGAGGUGCGCAAGAUGUGUGCGAGUUCGUUCCUGGUGCCAAUGGUGCCCCUCGUCUCGGGACUCGCUUUCUGGGCUGGCGCCUUGGCGACAGGCACGUCGAUGGAAACGCUCGAGGAGAACCACUGGACCUUUACACAUAUUCCUGCAGGCACGACUCUGGCAUCGCGCAUGCAUUUUUACGAUUUUUGGCGCAUGUUUAAUUUCAAGAUUGUGCGCUGGCGCGCCAUUCAGAGCGUGCUAGUCGAGAUUGUGGUGCUGGUGGUCAUUGGCGCAUUGAACCUGCCGAUCUACUAUCCUACCCUGCGUGACCAGCUGCCCAAUGUGCCGCGUACGGCCUCGAUCAAACGCGAGUUUCUGGGGCACGGCGUCUCGAACCUCUUGUCGGGAUGCUGUGGAUGCCUGCCGAACAUUAUCGCCAUGUCCAACACGCUCUUUUUUGCACGCGCCGGCGGCGACCGCCCGGAAGCGGUCGUGGUCUUGAUCAUUACAUUUUUCUUUUUUAUCCUGUCAAAACUCGUCCAGCCGUACAUCCCGGUACUCUGCGCGGCGCUCGUGGUGUUCUUCUUUGGCAUCGAGCUCAUGGCCGAGGCCCUCGUCACGACUUGGCGCUCCAAGUCGGCUUUGGAAUACCUUGUGAUUAUGGGGACAAUGGCUACGUGUACCGCACUGGGAUUCGCGCAAGGCGUCGGCGUCGGUAUUGCCGCUACCUUGGCGGCCCUCGGCUUUGAGCACUUGGCCGACUACGAAAUCCGCACAUGCUUCCUGUCCGUCGCACAAAUGGCCAAGGAGCAGGUACUGUCGCAGCGCGUGUAUGAUAAGCUCUGUACACAGAGCACACAAGGCCAUUUGCAGAUUGGCGUCAUUUCCCUCAGUGGCACGGCUGGGUACACGUCGGCAAGCAAACUUCGACUCGCAAUCCACGCUAUGCAGAUGCACGGAUGCAGUGCAAUGGUGAUUGAUCUAACACACACUGUCCGCAUCGACUUGGCCGCGGCGGCUGCGAUUGCUUCGGAGCGCAGCAACAAGCAGCAAGACGUGCCGCAUCCCCCGGCGUUCUUGAUUGGGGUACCACGCUUCUCGCCUAGGUACGAUAUUCUCACUCGCGCGGGCGUUACGCCAGCACGCCCAAACGAACUCGAUGCCUUUGCCACCGCGGAUGCCAUGACCUACGGAGCAUGGCCGGUAUCCGACUUUGCCGAUGUGCUUGGUUGGCUGCUGAGCCAAGCGUCUGUGUCGCAGCCUCGUCUACCUACCUGGGCACUUUCCGCUCCAGGAACACAUAUUGAAGGCCCGGUGUACACUGACGAGUACGCUGGGGAUGCCGAGAUCGUGCGCAACAGUACGCGCUCUGUUGAUAUCGCUCUGCAUCGGCUUGAUAUGGCUUCGGCCGCGACGCCGACCAUUGACCCAACGCUGCCGCCCGAGGCCAAGUGGCGCGCUUGCUGGGAUCAGCUGUGUUGUGCAGUGCCCAGCACUGCUGCGGACGACUUUUCGAUUUCCGCCGAAUCGGAUAGGGUGCAGGGGGGCGCCGACGUCGGCGACCUGUCCUACACGCUGGAUGCACAGGCAAAGGACCAGCAGGUCUGGCUCGAAUCGUUCGUGCCGGUCCUCCAAAAGUAUGGCCGCAUCACAUUUCACGAACCCCGCAUGCUACUCUCGAGCGCAAGUGAUCCGAUGCCCGACCUGCGUGCACUUUCUCGUACCUUUGAUCCACGCCAAUCGUCGCGAUCUGGCUCGUCGCUGGCGUACCCUGCGAUUGUUCUUGGCGUGCUUAUCAAUAUUUUGGAUGCUGCCUCGACCGGUCUGCUAGUCUUUCCCACUGAUGGAGUGGCAUUCCAAGGACUACAGGCCCAGAGUAUUGCUAUUUUUACGACGUCGACAGUCAUUUGCCAGACUGUAUUCGUUCUGGGUGGCUCCAACUUCUCGCAGGCGCAAGGCGCAAUGCUAAUCGAGGUGCUGCCGUUUAUGCAGACCAUGGCCUCCAAGUUGUCGUCUCUCAUCAAGGAUGAUCGUGAAGCACUGCUUGCGACCGUGGUGACUUCCUACGUUCUUUCUUCGCUCAUCCUUGGCACACUGCUCCUGGCCCUUGGCUUCUUUGAGGUCGACCGUUGGAUCGCCUACUUCCCUGACACUGUGCUAGUCGGUGCGCUCGGUGCUAUCGGGCUAUCACUUUUUCUUUCUGGAUUUGAGGUCACGCAGCGCUCCUCGUUUGAGUGGACGCUGGAGUAUUUCCGGACGCUCUUUACGACGGCAGCGGUGCCUGUGACGGUCGCCGCAUUGAUCCUCGCCUUUGUGCUUAGCUCUGGCGUCCGCGUAAAAAAGCGGAGCGGUACGACGCGCCCCCAUUGGAAGACAGCCUUCGUGCGCCGGUUGGACUGGGAGGUCCGGCGAAUGUGCUCUAGCUCCUUCUUCAUUCCCAUGUUCCCGCUGCUGGUCGGCAUCCUGUUCUGGGUGGGUGCGUCCUCGAGCGGAAAGAGUAUGAUUGAGUUGGAAGACCACCAUUGGGUUUUUACGCACGUACCUCCGGAUGCCACAGUGGCCUCGCGUAUGAAAUUCUACGACUUCUGGUUUCUCUUCAACUUUAAGAUCGUACGCUGGGAUGCCAUCAAGAGCAUUAUGGUCGAGAUUAUCAUACUGGUGAUUAUUGGUGCGAUUAACCUCCCUAUCUACUACCCCACACUGCGUGACCAGCUUCCCGAUGCGCCUCGUACCGCGACAAUUAAGCGCGAGUUCAUCGGACAUGGUAUCUCCAACAUCGUGUCGGGUUUGUGCGGAAGCUUGCCCAACCUGAUUGUCAUGUCCAACACGAUCUUUUUCUCGCGUGCCGGCGGCGACCGUCCGGAGGCGAUCUGUGUCUUGAUUCUGACCGCUCUCUUCCUGGUCUUUUCGACCUUGGUCUUGCCUUAUAUCCCGGUGCUGUGCGCAGCCCUUAUGGUCUUUUUCAUCGGCAUCGAGCUGAUGGCCGAGGCGCUUGUUCCGACAUGGGGAUCCAAGUCUGCGCUAGAGUACUUGGUUAUUGUGGGUACGAUGGCUGCCUGCACAGGCCUUGGCUUUGCGCAAGGUGUUGGUGUGGGUCUCGCAGCAACACUUGCGGCGCUCGGCUUUGAGCAUUUGGCGGACUACGAAAUCCGCACUUGUUUCAUCUCGAUUAACGAGCUGGUCAGGGCACAGGUGCUCUCGCAGCGUGUCUAUGACCAGCUGAGUGUACAAAGUAACGAUACACCUCUCCAGAUUGGAGUCAUUUCGCUCAGCGGCACGGCGGGCUACACGACGGCAAGCAAGGUAAAACUUGCGAUUCAUGCCGUGCAGAAAGAAGGAUGCAGUGCCAUGGUCAUUGAUCUUACGCACGCCGUCCGUAUUGAUGCAGCAGCGGCCGCGGCCAUUGUAGCCGAGCGGCACAACCACCAGCCCGACGUCCAUCAUCCGCCCGCAUUUUUGAUUGGUGUCCCCUCGCGUUCUACUCGUUACGAAGUACUUGUGCGGGCCGGCGCAAUUGCUGCGAACCCCGACGAGUUAGACCCUCUUGGGGCAGCCGACCUCCUCAAGCGGGGCUUGUGGCCCGUGAGCGACUUUGCCGAAGUGGUGGGUUGGAUCGCAAGCCGUGCAUCGGUUUCGCAGCCCCGUCUUCCCCGCUGGGCGCGUAUGCCCUCGGACUCGGCUAGCAUGGCAAGCACGCUUGUGGGUCACGUCGACCGGACGCCCGACUCGCACUACAAUUCGCGGCAGGGGUCGAGGGAUAUUUCCUUGCAGCGUAUGGAUAUUGUUUCGCCGAAUGCGCCUACCAUUGAUCCCACGCUCCCCCAAGACGUCAAGUGGCGUGCCUGUUGGGAUCAGCUCUGUUGUACGCCGCUGGCCGGCGAUGCAGAAUCGGUUGUGACACAAGCGGAAAAGUCUGACUCAGGUGAGGGUGGUACGGACAUGGUCGACCUUUCCUAUUCACAGGACCCGUCUGGAGCGGCACAUCAAGUGUGGCGAGACUCGUUCGUGCCUGUGCUGGAGCAGUUUGGCCGGAUCAGCUACCAUGAGCCCCGCAUGCUUCUGUCGAGUGCCACGGACCCUAUGCCGGACAUUCGCAUCGUGGUAGUCGGUGCGCUUGAUCUGCGGUCUGUGGCACAGAGCUCGCCGCCCGGUACUCAUGCGCUAACCUCGUCGAACCCCGCUGGAAAAGUCGACCGUACGCCUGCCGACUGGCUGCACAGCGCGCUGGAUCGGACGCGUCCCCGUCUCCGUCGCCGCACGAGUGCACAUCAGGAAAGUGAUCCGCUGAAUGAAAUGCGCACUGAAGGCAUGUAUACGGAACGCAUUGCGCAAGGCGAUGUCGUCGGCCUGUCGCAGCUGAAUUUUGCCGAGCCGUGGCAGGGCGACUUGCUGUCAGGGGGCCACCUAAUUAAUACUACGAUUACAGUGGAUUUCUCGUCGCACGAUGUGCGCAAUGUACCUGAACUGGCCCUGGCGCUGAAUACCUACCACUCGCAUAAUCAGUUUCGCGUGCAGCGCAUCCAGGACAUGUACCGCCGCGGCGUGAACCUUGGCGAGGAGUACAAAUGGUAA
Malassezia japonica is the source of this 5214-nucleotide messenger RNA. RefSeq lists its product as uncharacterized. The record is from RefSeq and is a predicted model, not a curated record. The transcript has 2 exons. Gene Ontology annotation, cellular component: membrane. Lineage: Eukaryota; Fungi; Basidiomycota; Malasseziomycetes; Malasseziales; Malasseziaceae. The coding region runs from base 1 to 5214 and encodes 1737 amino acids.